GGGACAGCUUCCUGACGGGACGAAGCCAGUCCAAGUUCCAAAACGGAUUUGGCGAGCGCAAGUGAAAAAUGUGUACGAAGAACCGGAGGCGGACUUGGACAGUCCCGCAACCCACGAUUGGAUGUUCGAAGAACACGGAAAGACGGUUAUCAAACAAAAAGCACCAGUGCAGAGGCGUACAGACAUGAUAGAAUGGAAUGCCGACGAACACUUGGAGGAACUCGAGUCACAAGUGCAAUACAGAGAUUGUCCAUGCAAAUGGCAGCCCAUAUUUGACGCAAUCUUGAAGGAAUACUGGGACGUCUUUGCCAAAGAAGGGAUGCAAAAACACAUCCUAGGCUACGAAUUCAACAUCGACACAGGCACUAUCCCCCCCGUAUGCUGCAAGCAACCGAGAUACGGGCCGCACGAAAGCCGGGUAAUGACAAACCUGGUGGAACAACUAGAGAGCAAAGGACUCAUUGAGGACGACUUCGGGCCAUGGGGAGCGCAAGUAGUCCUGGCAGCAAAACCAAACCAAGGACACGUCCACUGGUCCCAAUACAUCUUCCGAUUGUGUGUGUCAUACCGCAAACUGAAUGCAGUCACGAGACUAUUCCACUUCUACAUCCUGCGAUGUGACGAUGCAGUGGAUACAGUUGGAGAUGCAAAGUUUUUUAUUACAAUGGAUUUGGACGCAGGCUACUGGCAGAUCAAGAUGGCUGCCUCAUCAAAAGAGAAAACGGCGUUCUUUGUACCAGACGGCAAGAAGCACUUCCUAGUGAUGCCAAUGGGGAUACUAAGCGCUCACGCAUUCUUUGUCUGUGUAACCAUUCAAUUCAAGAAGGAAUGGCACGAGUUGUACAAACGAGACCCAAAAGCAGCACUACAAAAACUACUGGACAUCAUCAACAAGCACAGAGCGGCCAUCACGCUGAUCCUGGGCGAAAGCGCCGUCAAGGACAUUGAAGCAAAAGUGGCAAUUGCUCUAUUAGAAACAGACCCAAACGCAUCAGUAAUUGUCGACGACAUCAUGCUUUUCGACACCAACAUCUUAUCACUGAUCGCAUACUUUGUAGCCACACUUGAAAUCCUCCAACGAUACCGAGUGACCGUCAACCUAAGAAAAACGAGGUUCCUACCAGCACGGGCAGAAUUUGUGGGACGUGACCUACUGCCCAAUGGAAACGCCCCGGCACAAUCCAAGUACUCGACGAUCGAAAAGCUUUGCCCACCAGCAUCAUACUCGGACAUCCAGAUGAUCAACGGACUAUUUGGAUGGUACUCCCAAUGGAUACCACAUCUAGAGGAAAAGAUCCAACGAUGGAGGACCAUGGUGAUGGACAAACCAAAGCCCGGAGAAUGCACAAAAGAAGAGGAAGCAGAACAAGUGAAAGCACACUUGGAACCGCAGGACGACAAAACGCUGGACGAACUCAAGCGGAACGAUCGAAAACGCUAUGGACGCACCAAACGAAAGCUACACGGGAUAUUUCAACGUGGCAAGGCUAGGACAAAACAGAGUCCACACGGUCAACUCACAAGGACACACACAAGAACAUGA
Messenger RNA from Cylindrotheca closterium, 1543 nucleotides. The record is from the annotation of a GenBank genome assembly. NCBI's taxonomy places the organism in Eukaryota, Bacillariophyta, Bacillariophyceae, Bacillariales, Bacillariaceae.